UCCGUCACCGGUUGUCCAACUUCGGGACCGAAGUUUCCAAAAUAUUAGAAUGGUAGAGUGAAUGGUGUUGAUUUUUGGAUGACUGAUAAGAUCCGAAAAAUUCUCCAAUCAGUAUGCAUUCCCACUCGGCCUUCGAAUAUACCGAUUGGCUUCCCCUUCCACACCUUCCACCCUUUGUCCCUUCCAACUUCUGCACACACCUGCCACCUGCAGUAUUGGUAAUCGCCAUAUGGGUCUCUGACGCUAACACCUCUGAGAAAACAUUUUGCCCAUGUCAAUUUCCAACACUGAUCUCCUAUCAGGCUAUCUUACCCUUGUCCGAGGUCCAAUAGGGAAAGAUGCAUUGUUAUCCUCUGACCGCGUUUGGAGGCAAUGGCCGGAUUAUACAUAAGACGCACUUCUUUCCCCUCUAGAAUGUUUUGUGAAGCUUUUACCAUUCGCAACUUCCCAUCCACUAUACCUCCCUGAAGCAGCCGAUCUUUGAUCAAAGAAGUUUCAGUAUGGCAGGUCGGCCUGAUCAUGAGGAAGAAUUCGCCACUCCGGAUCCUGUUGCCGCAUUGGAAGAUACAACUCGUGAAGAACCACGAGAUGAGGAUGGGUCUGAUAGAGAAUAUUUAGAAAGACAUGGUGAACUAUCAACUCAUCAAAACUCACUCAAUGCCGGAAACCGCGAGAAGGAAUAUAUGGAAAUUUCGAGCCCAGGUGGUGUGGAUAGCCAUUCGUCAGAGGGGGAUUUCGACCAUGAGAAACGACCGGAGAUAAAGCGGAUUCAAAGUUAUGCCACAUCUAAUAGUGCUGUAACGAGAACAGAUUCAAAUGUAGAUCAUCCUGUUGUCACAAAAGCAUGGUACAAAAAGAUCAAUCCAUUGAAAUGGGGAUCUGUUCCUCCCGUUCCAGAAACCCGAACACCAUCCAAAGAAUACACAGCUUCUUUAUUUUCUUUAAUAUACUUCCAAUGGAUGGCACCUAUAAUGGAUGUGAGUCUUUGAUCCAGGCUAGCUUCAUGCGUCUCUUAUGCUAAUGAUUCUAGGCUGGCUAUCGACGACCACUCGAACAUAAUGAUAUAUGGACGGUAAACCCCAAUCGAAGUGUGGACCUAUUAACGGACAAAUUGCAAACAUCUUUCAAACGAAGAGUAGCGGAUGGGGACAAAAAUCCACUGAUAGGGGCCUUGCACGAAACAUUCAAAUUCGAGUUUUGGGUAGGAGGAGCUUGUCAAGCUAUGUCCAAUAUCCUCCAAGUUAUUUCACCUUUUACCCUACGAUAUCUGAUUACAUUCGCCUCGGACGCAUAUAUAGCAGCACAAGAAGGACUUCCUGCGCCUAACAUUGGAAAAGGAUUAGGACUCGUGUUUGGUAUCACUAUAAUGCAAAUGUUGCAAUCUCUGGGUACCAACCAUUUCAUAUAUCGUGGUAUGAUGGUUGGAGGCCAAUCGAGAGCCGUGCUUAUUUCGGCCAUUUUCGAAAAGGCUAUGAAAAUCUCUGGGCGAGCCAAGGCUGGAGGCCGUUCGAUCAAGAGCCAAGAAGAUGAAAAGGCUGCUCAGCAAGCUCAAGAUCUAGUCGAGCAAGCUAAGGGCAAGAAAGACAAGAAGAAUUCGGGUCCCAAAGGAGCACCAGAUGCUGGACGGGGAAUAGCAGGUGACGGUACAGGAUGGGCAACAGGAAAAAUCCUGAAUCUCAUGGCCACGGACACCUACAGGGUGGAUCAGGCAAGCGGCAUGUUCCAUUUGAUCUGGACAGCACCCAUUUCUUGCAUUAUCACUCUGAUACUCCUUGUGAUCAAUUUGACCUACAGCGCUCUUGCAGGUUUUGGAGUGCUGGUCGUCGGUCUUCCCUUGUUGACCAAGGCUGUCAAGAGACUUUUCGCAAGACGGAGGGCUAUCAACAAGAUCACUGAUCAAAGAGUCAGUCUCACACAGGAGAUUCUUCAGUCAGUGCGAUUUGUGAAGUUUUUCGGCUGGGAGACGGCCUUUCUAGACAGACUUUCUGCCAUCAGGAAUAAGGAGAUUCGUUCUAUUCAAAUCUUAUUGGCGAUACGAAACGCCAUAAACGCUGUCUCCAUGACUAUGCCUAUCUUUGCUUCAAUGAUAGCUUUUAUUACCUACAGCUUGACAGAUCACGGGCUUAGUCCAGCACGAGUAUUCUCAUCUCUUGCUUUGUUCAACUCAUUACGAUUGCCGCUAAACCUACUGCCCAUGGUCAUUGGGCAGGUUAUUGAUGCUUGGUCGUCAAUUCAUCGAAUUCAAGAGUAUUUGCUCAGUGAGGAGCAAGAAGAUGAUGCGAAGCCAGAUCAUAAACUAGAAGGAGCAAUAGUUUUACGAAGCGCCGACUUUACUUGGGAACGAACAGCUACCCAAGAUUCGGAAAAAAGCGGACCACCUGGAAAAAAGCAAACAAAGGCCGAGGCUAAAGCCGAGAAAACCGCCAUCACACCUCAGUCGAAUUCCUCCAAAAACAAUGACGAUGCGAGCACUAUUACUGAAGAGGGAGAACCUUUCCAUUUACAAAAUUUGAAUUUCACUAUUGGCAGGAACGAAUUGGUAGCUGUGAUAGGUGGAGUCGGAAGCGGGAAAAGCUCUUUGCUUGCUGCUCUCGCAGGUGAUAUGCGAAAAACAAGUGGAGAGAUGAUCAUGGGUGCCGAUCGAGCCUUUUGCCCACAAUACGCUUGGAUUCAGAAUGCAACUGUCAAGGACAAUAUCUUGUUUGGGAAGGACAUGAACAAAUCAUGGUAUAACAAAGUAAUUGAUGCCUGUGCAUUGAGACCUGAUCUGGACAUGCUACCAAAUGGUGAUCAAACCGAGAUUGGUGAAAGGGGUAUCACUGUGUCCGGAGGUCAGAAACAACGAAUGAAUAUUGCACGGGCUAUCUAUUUUGAUGCUGAUUUGAUUUUAAUGGAUGACCCCUUAAGCGCCGUCGAUGCACAUGUUGGUCGUCACAUCUUCGACAAUGCGAUCAUGGGCCUGUUGAAGGAUAAAGCUAGAAUUUUGGCCACGCAUCAGCUAUGGGUACUAAACCGUUGUGACAGGAUUAUAUGGAUGGAAGAAGGCAAGAUCCAAGCGAUUGACACAUUUAGCAAUCUCAUGAACAAUUAUGCUAGUUUCCAACAGCUCAUGGAGACAACAGCAGUCGAAGAACAACACGAGCCAGAAGCCGAAGAAGAAGAUGUUGCAGAGGAGAAGAAGACUGAAAAGAAGAAGAAGCAUAAAGCCCCAGGUUUGAUGCAAGCCGAAGAGAAAUCCGCCAAGAGUGUUUCAUGGGCAGUCUACGCCGAUUACGUCCGGGCUUCUGGUAGUCUUUUAAACGCACCGAUCGUCUUAUUACUACUUCUACUUUCGCAAGGUGCCAAUAUUGCCACUAGUUUGUGGCUAUCGUGGUGGACAAGCAAUAAAUUCGGAUACUCCACCGCGGUGUAUAUUGGAGUUUAUGCUGCGCUCGGUGCUUGUCAAGCUUUGCUACUGUUCUUCUUUGCUUUGUAAGUGAUUUACUUUUCUACCCAUAGUGUCCAAUAGUCCCUACUCCAGCCGGACAAUGAGCUAGUUGCUUUGGGUUCUUGACUUCAUUUCAAAAAUUCAAAUUGUUUGAGGACUUCAAAACGAUUGAAAUAUUCGGAUUAUUUGAGGAAUUUAAAUAAUCGGGUCCCUGAAUGCAGUUCAAACAUUCAAAUCAUUUGAUUAUCCUAAUUGGAUUCACUACUUCAAGUAAUUUGAAUGUUUGGAAAAUACUCAAAGAUUUAAACCUUUCCAAACAUGGAAAGCUCAGAUCUAGUCUGCCAAUUCAACUUAUUCGACACUCUGUUCCUAAACGCUAAAUCGAGAUGGUCAGUUUUGCUAACACACAUCAGGUCUCUUACAAUCCUAGGAACAAUUGCAAGUAAGGUAAUGCUCAGCAAAGCCAUUACAAAAGCACUCCGGGCACCUAUGUCUUUCUUUGACACAACUCCUUUGGGCCGUAUCACGAACCGGUUCUCGAGAGAUGUUGAUGUCAUGGAUAAUAAUCUUACAGAUGCCAUCCGAAUGUACUUUUUAACUAUGGCCAUGAUUCUCUCGGUCUUUGCUUUAAUCAUUGCCUACUUCUAUUAUUUUGCUAUUGCGCUUGCACCAUUAUUAGUGCUAUUCAUUUUCGCAUCCGGAUAUUAUCGAGCAUCGGCACGAGAAAUGAAGCGUUUCGAAUCAGUCUUCCGAUCAAAUCUAUUUGCCAAAUUCAGUGAGGGGCUUUCUGGAACAGCUACUAUUAAAGCAUAUGGGCUACAAGAUCGAUUCAUCAAUGAUCUGAGGAAGGCUAUUGAUGAGAUGAAUUCUGCCUAUUUUCUUACAUUCUCCAACCAGCGCUGGCUGUCAACUCGGCUUGACGUUAUCGGUAAUUUACUCGUAUUCGUGACUGGAAUUCUAGUUAUCACUUCUAGAUUCUCCGUCGGGCCAUCCACUGCAGGAUUGGUAUUGUCUUACAUUCUGUCUAUUGUUCAAAUGAUUCAAUUUACCGUUCGCCAAUUAGCGGAAGUGGAGAAUGGAAUGAAUGCCACGGAGCGUCUCCAUUAUUAUGGUACGUCUCUAGAAGAGGAGGCGCCACUUCAUACGAUAGAAGUUCGCCCAUCAUGGCCCGAAAGUGGCGAGAUUGUUUUCAACAACGUUGAAAUGAGAUACAGGGAAAAUCUUCCACUGGUUUUGUCCGGCCUCUCGAUGCAUAUCAAAGGUGGCGAGCGUAUUGGAGUGGUUGGUCGUACAGGUGCUGGAAAAUCAAGUAUCAUGUCCACCCUCUUCCGCCUUGUUGAAAUAUCUAGUGGUUCAAUCAUUGUGGAUGGUGUGGAUAUCAGCAAGAUUGGCCUUCAUGACCUUCGAUCUCGUCUUGCUAUCAUCCCGCAAGAUCCCACCCUGUUCAAGGGAACCAUCAGAAGCAAUCUUGAUCCAUUCAACGAACACACUGAUUUGGAGCUUUGGUCCGCAUUACGACAAUCUGACCUUGUGGCAUCAGACUCGAAUCUCAACGAUGAGGUCACAGGGCGUAUACAUCUCGAUUCUAUAGUCGAAGAUGAAGGGUUAAAUUACUCGUUAGGUCAAAGACAACUAAUGGCUCUUGCUCGCGCUCUUGUCCGUGGCUCACAAAUCAUUGUUUGUGACGAAGCUACCAGCUCCGUUGAUAUGGAAACUGAUGAGAAGAUUCAAAGAACUAUUCAAGAAGGGUUCAGAGGCAAGACACUUUUGUGUAUUGCCCAUAGGCUCAAGACUAUUAUUGGGUAUGAUCGCAUUUGCGUCAUGGAUAAGGGUACAAUCGCAGAAUUAGAUGAGCCUAUCAGGUUAUGGGAGCAGGGAGGGAUUUUUAGAGCUAUGUGUGAUAGAAGUGGUAUUCGAAGAGAGGACUUUGCUAGAGCAGCGGUUCCGACCGCGACGAAACAGGAUUAAAGAAUAAUGGUUUUUCUAAUUGAUGGAUCGGUUAAGGUUGUAUAUAUGAUGGAUGAAAAAUGAGAUAUGGGAUAUAUGCGUUUCAUGGGAAUUGGCGUUUAGGAGAAAGAUAAUAGAUGUUGAGCAAACGAAAGUUAUGAGGUUGAUACGUUUGCACGGAUGUUUUCGCACGGAGUACGAUGGCACAGCGAAUAUGCGAAAUCACACACAAAUUUAGUUCAAAGCAUUCGAGUACAAAAUCAUUUCGUUUCCUCGUAACCAUCGUGAGUGGAUAGAGGGUGUAAAAACUAACCCCUGACUAAGUCUUGUUUCCCGUUUAAUCUCGCAAUGAUGAAAUUUCCAAAGAAUCCAUCUAGAUCACCAACAGUUUGAAGGAGCUCAAAGAUGGUAACAAAACCGGGUCUGGAAGGAAGUGGGCUA
Messenger RNA from Sclerotinia trifoliorum, 5815 nucleotides. NCBI's taxonomy places the organism in Eukaryota, Fungi, Ascomycota, Leotiomycetes, Helotiales, Sclerotiniaceae. The record is from the annotation of a GenBank genome assembly.